Plasmodium gallinaceum is the source of this 1188-nucleotide messenger RNA. RefSeq names its product conserved Plasmodium protein, unknown function. Bases 1 to 1188 code for a protein of 395 amino acids. The transcript has 7 exons. NCBI's taxonomy places the organism in Eukaryota, Apicomplexa, Aconoidasida, Haemosporida, Plasmodiidae. The record is from RefSeq and is a predicted model, not a curated record.
AUGGAGGAAGAAAUUAUGACUCAAAAAAAUUUUAGUAAGGAAUUAUUGGAACCACUAAUUACUGUGAGUGUAAUAUUUAUUUGUUUUUAUAUGAUUACAAGUGUUGAAAGUCCUUUGUAUUUUUUUUUAAGAGGUUAUAUUUUUAAAGCAAAAAUAUUCUAUUAUGAAAUAAGAAAAAGUUUUACAAAUAUAAAUUAUUUUGCUUUAAUAUUUUCUUCUUUUUUUUUUCUUCCUUAUGUUUUAAAUAUUUUAAAUUAUAAAAAUGUAAAACCAAUUUUUUGUGUCAAUUACAAUUAUUAUGAAAAUAUUUUAAAUUACAAUUUAAAAGAUAUAAAUAUUAAAUCUAUAUUUCAAAAUGAUGUAAGUGAAAAUUACUUGGUUAAUUUUCUUUAUUCUUUUAAGUUCAUUUUUCACAUAUUUUUUUUAAACGAUUCAAAUCUUUUAAAAACAUUCUUCACCUUUUUUUUUGUUUAUAUUUUACUGUCUUUGUAUGCAAAACAUGUUAAUAGGGUUAUAUUUAUAAGUAGUAUAUUUAUGAAUAUUGUAUUAUCAGGAUUUAUUCUAGUUUUCUUUUUAAAGAAAUUUUUAAAUAUUAAAUAUAACCAUUGUGGUGAUGAAGCAUUUUCUUUCCUAUUUUUACUUUUUUUUUUUGUAAGUAACCCAUACUUAAGCUCUCUACAAUACAAUGAUAGAAGUUUACACCCUUAUCAUGGAACUGAAAUAAGAUUUUUUAUUCAUUUGUUAUUCUUUAUAAAAUAUGUAACAUAUUAUGAAAACUUUUAUGAGCAAAAAGCAUUGACUGCAAGACAUACAUUUAUAAAAAUCAUUUGGUUAGUAGCCUAUUAUUUUAUUAAUAAUUACUUACCUUUUACGUUUUCAACUAACUUUACAAUUUCAAAGAUUUUUCAUUCAAAUAUUAUGGAUUUACUAAGUAAAGAAAUUAAAAGUAAUAUUUCUUUGUUUCACUUUAAUGUUACUUCAGGUUUACCAUUUAAUUACUUAAUAUGCAAAAUAUCAUUUUUUUGGAUACCAUAUAUCUUGUUAACCUCAAAUAACGACAAUUUUAAAUAUUUAAUAAUACUUUUGAUAACUACUAAUUUAAUUGUUACUUGCACUUAUUUGGCUUAUACUUUUUUACCUGGGAUUAUUUUGAACAUAUUACUUUUAUAUUACUUACGUAAAAUUUAA